This is a messenger RNA of Coregonus sp. 'balchen', 3734 nucleotides long. The record is from the annotation of a GenBank genome assembly. NCBI's taxonomy places the organism in Eukaryota, Metazoa, Chordata, Actinopteri, Salmoniformes, Salmonidae.
AUGUUGCCUCCACGCAGAGCAGGCGCCCUGCCGGAGCCCUCCCCCUCCGCCUCUCCCUCUCCCAGCCUGAGGAGGGUCCAUGUUCGAUGGGCCUCGUACCUCUCCCUCUCCCUGGCCCUCCUCUGGUUCCCUUCUGGAGCACUAGCCUCAACCCUCAACUGCCACAAGACCUGCAUCUGUGCCAGUAACAUCCUGAGCUGUUCCAAGAUGAACCUGACCACGGUGCCCACUGGCCUGCCUCUCUACACGGCCGUCCUGGACCUCAGCUACAACCACAUCGCCCGGCUGAGGGCUGAGUGGACCACGGUGAAACUCACCAAACUCCGCAACCUCUUGCUCAGUCACAACGGCCUUCACUUCCUCUCCACCGAGGCCUUCCUCUACGUGAAACACCUGUGCUACCUGGACCUGUCCUCCAACAACCUGCGACAGCUGGACGAGUUCAUCUUCGAGCCGCUGGGGCAGCUGGAGGUGAGAGACAGAGGGAGAGAGAGAGAGCGAGAAGGAGAGAGAGACAGAGAGAGAGAAAGACUGAGAAAGAGAGAGACAGAGAGAGACAGAGAGAGCGAGAGAGAGAGAGAGAGGGAGAUUGAGAGAGACAGAGACAAAGUAAGAGAGAGAGAGAUUUUUAACAAUGUACAUAGCCAUAAUAUGACAUUUGAAAUGUGUCUAUUCCUUUGAAACUUGUGAGUGUAAUGUUUACUGUUCAUUUUUGAUUGUUUAUUUCACUUUUGUUUAUCUAUUUCACUUACUUUGGCAAUGUAAACAUGUUUCCCAUGCCAAUAAAGCCCAUUGAAUUGAGAGAGGAGAGAGAGAGAUAAAGAGAGAGAGAGAGAGAGAGAGAGAGAGAGAGAGAGAGAGAGAGAGAGAGAGAGAGAUGAGAGACGCAGUAGAGAGAUAUAGAGAUCUUCUAGAUCUAUACGCUCUCUCUCUCUCGAGCUCUCGGCUACUCUGAUAUCUCUCUAUCUCUCUCUCCUCAUCUUCUCUGUUCUCUCUUUCUUGUCUGCUUUCCUGCGUGUUUCUUUGUUGGUAAAAGAGAGACAGACAAUGGUUUUAAUUUACAAUACGUCUCAUUACAUAUUAUCAAUAACAAUAAUUGGCUAAAUUAUUUGAUACAAUGUACUGUUUCAUUGUUAAAAUGUCACACACAUGAACUGGUAUUAGCAAGCAAUAACACAUUUCAGGUUUAAAAUACACAUGGUUCAUUUCUCCAUAUUCCCAGGUGCUGUUGCUGUACAACAACCGUAUCUCUCAGAUCGACCGCUCGGCUUUCCAAGGCCUCCACAGCCUGCAGAAACUCUACCUGUCCCAGAACAUGAUCUCACGCUUCCCCCUGGAACUGGUCAAAGACAAGACCAGCCUGGAGAGACUCAGCCUGAUGGACGUCUCCUCCAACAGGAUCAAGGUAUAAGACUGUGCGUGUGUCUGUUUUUUAUACCUUUGUUUUGGUUACUUGACCUAACCAUGAUGUUGACCUAACCAUGAUGUUGACCUAACCAUGAUGUUGACCUAACCAUGAUGUUGACCUGACCAUGAUGUUGACCUAACCAUGAUGUUGACCUAACCAUGAUGUUGACCUAACCAUGAUGUUGACCUAACCAUGAUGUUGACCUAACCAUGAUGUUGACCUAACCAUGAUGUUGACCUGACCAUGAUGUUGACCUAACCAUGAUGUUGACCUAACCAUGAUGUUGACCUAACCAUGAUGUUGACCUAACCAUGAUGUUGACCUAACCAUGAUGUUGACCUAACCAUGAUGUUGACCUUGCAGCCUGCAGUGUGUUUUACUACAGCACUCUUAUGACUUUAGGAUUUUAUUUUUGUGCCUGUGAGGUGUGAAACACCUUGAGAUGUAACCUUAUUCUAAAGUGUGGUGUGCAAAUAAAAUAUAUUAUUACUAUUAUUUAUUAUUAUUAUUAUUAUUAUUAUUAUUAUUAUUAUUAUCAGGUCCCCCCCAUGCAUGCAAACGUAAUAGUUUCUCAUAAUGUGUGUAUUCGUCUUCUUAUUAGGCCCCUCCCAUCGAGGAGCUGCAGGUGCUGCCUGCCUGGAUAAAGAACGGCCUCUACUUCCACAACAACCCUCUGAUCUGUGGCUGUGGUCUUUAUAGUCUCCUGGCCCAUUGGCACAUCCGCCGGCUCAACUCAGCCCUGGACUUUAAAGACGAGUACACCUGCUAUCUCCCCGGGCCCCAGAAAGGCAGGGUGGGUGUGUUGGAUCUGAACAGAGACCAUAUGAACUGUAGCACGUUCCGCGAGGCGGACGAGGAGGCAUGGCUGGAACAGACGCUGAUCCUGCGCUGUGAUACUAAACACAGGGACCUGUCUAAGACCUGGGUGACGCCUGGUAAUGUGGUGGUGACAGAGGGGGCGAAUCAGACAGCCAAGGUGCUUCCUGACGGCAGUCUCCAGAUCAGCCCGGUGAAGCUGGAGGAUUCUGGGACGUACACGUGCCACGCUGUGAGCGAAGCCCUCAACGAGACGUUCUACGUGAUGGUCAAGGUGUUUGCUGUUCUGUAAUGUGUUUGCUGUUCUGUAAGGUGUUUGCUGUUCUGUAAGGUGUUUGCUGUUCUGUAAGGUGUUUGCUGUUCUGUAAUGUGUUUGCUGUUCUGUAAUGUGUUUGCUGUUCUGUAAGGUGUUUGCUGUUCUGUAAUGUGUUUGCUGUUCUAUAAGGUGUUUGCUGUUCUGUAAGGUGUUUGCUGUUCUGUAAGGUGUUUGCUGUUCUGUAAUGUGUUUGCUGUUCUAUAAGGUGUUUGCUGUUCUGUAAGGUGUUUGCUGUUCUGUAAGGUGUUUGCUGUUCUGUAAGGUGUUUGCUGUUCUGUAAGGUGUUUGCUGUUCUGUAAUGUGUUUGCUGUGUGUUGUGACGUUGUAUGUACAGUAAUCCUGUGACAUCUUUAUUUCCCCUCGGGGAUCAAUAAAGGUAAAUUCAAUUAAAAUUCAACUCAAACCUGUUCUAUUCUAUUCAAUUCAAUUCGCGUUUCUGCAAAAUUACCCAAAUCUAAAUUAAAUUAAACUCCAUUCCUAUCAAUUCCUAAAGGUGCAUAACUUCACGGAGAAGGGAAACGGCGAAGCCCUGAACACGGCCUACACCACGCUGGUGGGCUGCCUGAGCAGCGUGGUCCUAGUGCUCAUCUACCUGUACCUGACCCCCUGCCGAUGCUUCUGCUGCCCCAAGAACAACCACCAGGACUCCAUCCACUCCUCCAUGCUCAGCGCCGCGCCCAGCCAUGAGGACCUGGCCAACAACACUGACCCAAGGCACGUGGCCUUCAUCGACCCCAAGGAGCUGGGACAGGGGCUGAACGGGAAGGUGAACCCCAGCGAUGGAACAGGGGACCAGGGAGAGAUGGAUGAGGAGGGAGGGUUACUGAGGAAGGGAAGGAGGAAGAAGUCUGUGGCUGAGUCUAUUUGUUCAGUCUUCUCUGACACCCCAUAGUGGUCUGAGAUGGUACGGACCGGAGAUCUAGGUGUACGCUGUGACGUGAUUAGAUGGAUCAGUGAAGUACGUGGUGUGAUUGGAUGAAACUGUGUAUACUUCCUGAAGGUGGGAACUUGGACAAAAAGCCAAUCACAGUUCACCAAACUGACCAAUCAGAAGCUUCAGGAGAGUGUUAAACACAUUGCCUUGGUAUCAACAAGGACAAUUAACAAUAGACAGGACCGUUCCAGCAUUGAAUUUGUAGCACUUAAAUAUACAUAAAUACUGUGAAAGCCUGACAGCGGAGUGUAAGAGGACAC